This is a messenger RNA of Ambispora leptoticha, 708 nucleotides long. The record is from the annotation of a GenBank genome assembly. Lineage: Eukaryota; Fungi; Glomeromycota; Glomeromycetes; Archaeosporales; Ambisporaceae.
GGGUAAUGUUGUUACUUUUUGGGAUGAUGUGUCUUUUGGAUUCACUUGGACUGGAAAGACGCGUGCUUUUGAUCUUGUUAUUACUGGCCUCACUCAUAAUAAUCACCACCAUACUCGGAAUCCACGUCCACAAGUUCGAAUACGCGCGAAAACCGAUCCUAAUCGUGCUCAUCGCAAUAGUGAUCUUUGUUGUGAUAUCUUCGAUCGCGAUUGGAGGUGUAUUUUGGCGUGGAUCGAUGAAGUCGGGAAACGAGUUGUCGAACGAUUUUCUUGUUGCGGAUUCUUUAAUAAGACUGAUUUUCCAGCUAUAACAGGUUUCUGUUUGUCACAAAAUAUUCCAACAAAUACAUCGUCGUCGCCAACACCGCAAUCAUCGAUCGGAACUGUAUUAAGAAUAGUGGCAAGCUCAACUCCAGAAUCUGCAACUCCUACGACGUCUCAAGAAGAUCCUCAACAGCAACAACCAUCCAAGGACCUUACUGAUGAUGGAUACGAACCAGACGACAAAGACAUCAGCUGCGCCAAUCCACUCCGUGAGUUCUCGCAAAGCUACCAGUCAACACUAUACUUGAUGAUGUUCACUCUUACGAACCUGUACUUGUUGUUUGGGUUUGUCAUGGCGUUGAUGCUGAAUUCGGAGUUCGAGAAGGAGAAAGAGAAAGCGUGGGCGCUCGAACGGAAACAAAUAAUUUCGGCUAACAAUUAUUG